CAGGUGUGCAAGUCCUGAUAGCGUCGAAACUGUAAGCUUUGAUGCUGGCUGGCAGACACGAGGAAGUGGUAGAAAUUAUGCCAGCCACACAGGACACGGAAGUAUGAUUGGAAUUAACACUGGAAAAGUCCUGUCAUACUCAUACAGAUGCAGGAUUUGUAGAUUCUGUGACAGAGCUGUAGACAGGGUUCCUAAGGAUCAUGAUUGCCGCAAAAACUGGGAGAAAUCUUCAAAAGCUAUGGAGUCUGAUAUGGCAAUAGAGAUGUUACAGGACCUCAAACAAAGAGGAUUUCAUGUAAAAAAGCUAAUAAUGGACAACGAUUCAACAACCAUUUCAAGAGCGAAAGCUGCUUUUGAUGAAAACCUGGAGAAACAUUGUGAUUUUAAUCAUACAAAGAAGAAUUUCACCAGCAGGUUAUUUGAAUUGAGAAAAGAAAAAAAGUACCCCACUCUAGGCCCGAAGGCUAUAAAUCACCUGACGAAAUGUUUUACGUAUGCAGUUAAAGGCAACUCGGACAGGCAAUCCUAAGAAAACAAUCUAAGAGCUAUUCCAUUUCAUGUGACAGGGGACCAUUCCAAAUGUGGAGACUGGUGCGGCUUUGUGAAGCAACCAGAAGGAUACAAACCGAAAAAUUUGCCGUACGGGAAAUAUCUUCAAGGAAAUGGUAUUUUGACAGAUCUACAGAAAGUAUUUGAAUAUUUCUUUAAAAAUGUGGAUCGCCUGUUGAACAUGGGGAGC
Molecule: messenger RNA, 739 nt
Organism: Magallana angulata
Lineage: Eukaryota; Metazoa; Mollusca; Bivalvia; Ostreida; Ostreidae
Exons: 5
Coding region: 104-529 (141 amino acids)
Source: RefSeq, a predicted model, not a curated record